UCAAAAUUUCUUCGUCACCAAGAAGGGAAUCGCCCACUCUUUUCGAUGCCGGCCGUCCAAGCCACUCUUCACUCUCUCAAUCAUUUUUGCAAACACUGAAAAAGCAGUUUUUUUCACGCCCAAUAAAUCCUCUAUGGCUCUAUCGACGCGGCAGCGCCGUCCUCUACUGUCCGAUGUCACCUCAUCGUCGUCGGAACCGUACACGAAGGUUAAUAAACCUCGGAGAUCGAAUGUCGGGGAUGAGGAGGAUAAGGGAUUAGGAUGGUUCCUGCCUUUGCUUUCUUUGGGAAUUUUAAGAUACAUGAGUGCCACUUCAAAUAUCAUACAUGACUGCGAUGAAGUCUUCAACUAUUGGGAGCCUCUCCAUUAUCUUCUCUACAAGUCUGGCUUCCAAACCUGGGAAUACAGCUCUCAGUUUGCACUUCGGUCUUAUUUGUAUAUUAAUUUCCAUGAACUAGUGGGUCUACCUGCUUCCUGGUUGUAUGGAGAGGAAAAAGUGAGAGUAUUCUAUGCAGUAAGACUGUUCCUUGGUCUUAUUUCUGUUGUUGCGGAUGCAACUUUGGUAGUUGUCCUUUCAAGGAAGUAUGGCAAACGUCUUGCUUCCUAUGCGCUUGCGAUGCUAUGCUUAACCAGUGGUUGUUUCUUUGCUAGUACAAGUUUUCUGCCAAGUUCAUUCUCAAUGUAUGCCAUGAGUCUCUCUUCAGGGUUAUUUCUUCUUGGGAAGCCUGCUAUGGCUGUUGUUGUUGCAGCUGUUGGGGUAAUCCUUAGUUGGCCUUUCUCGCUCUUGGCUUUCUUGCCAAUCACAUUCUACUCUUUGGCUAGAAGAUUCAAGCAAACAUUUUUAGCCGGUGCAUUCACUUCUAUUGUUCUUCUGGUACUCUCAGUCCUUGUUGACUAUCACUACUACAGAAGGUGGACAUCAUCCGUUUUGAAUCUUUUAGUAUAUAAUGUCUUGGGAGGUGGUGAGAGCCACUUGUAUGGGAUUGAAGGGCCAUUAUUUUAUCUGAGGAAUGGAUUCAACAAUUUUAACUUCUGUUUCAUUCUCGCUUUGCUCUUCAUUGGGUUUUUGCCAAUUGCUAGGAGAAAGUAUGGCCUGGACAUGCUAAUUGUUGUCUCACCUCUUUAUAUAUGGCUAGGAUUUAUGUCCUUGCAACCCCACAAAGAAGAAAGGUUCCUUUAUCCAAUAUAUCCUCUUGUUUGUGUUGCAGCAUCUUCUGUCAUUGAGAGCUUUCCUGAUCUUUUCCGAGACAGAUACAAUCCUUAUGACAAUUCUCUGAUAGUUAUGAUAGCAAAAUUUCUUAGACCUGUGGUUUUAGGCCUCAUAUUAUGUGCAUCCCAUGCUCGUACAUUCUCGCUUAUUAAUGGUUAUGGUGCUCCUAUUGAGGUUUACAAAAUUUUGGAGCACCAUGAUGAUACUGGAACAGGUUCUGUGCUUUGUGUUGGAAGUGAAUGGCAUCGCUUUCCUUCAUCAUUUUUUGUUCCUGGUUAUAUCAGUGAAAUCCGGUGGAUUGAUGAUGGGUUUCGAGGUCUUCUUCCUUUCCCAUUUAAUUCUACUUUGGGUGGGACUGCAGCAGCUCCUCCAUAUUUUAACAAUAAGAACAAGGCAGCAGAUGAGCAAUAUCUCCGUGAUCUUGAAACCUGUACUUUCUUGGUUGAGCUGCAGCUUGAUAGACCUUACCCUUCACAUGGAAGUGACUUGUCAACUUGGGAGCCUAUUGCAGCAUAUCCUUAUCUAGACAGAGAGCUCUCACCUCCCAUGUACAGAUCAUUUUUCAUCCCAUAUCUGUGGCAAGAGAAGAAUGUUUUUGGCUUGUACAAGCUGUUCAAAAGAAUACCAAAAUGACAUGCAUGCGGUUUGCUGAACAACUGCAUUUCUUGUAGUUCAAAAUUUUGAUGCCUAAAAGCUAUUAAUAGCUGAAAUUUGAUCUCAAAACCUGAAGGAGGAAAUCCCAACAGAAAUCGUAGUUGUUGAAUGCUUUUUUUUUUUUAAAUAAUUCUGGAGCAAAUUUAAGUUGAUUAGUGUUGUGGGUUAUGGCUCUUAGGUAAUGGUCCAUAGAUUUUGAUGCACCAAUAUUCCGUGUGGUGCCUCUGCAAAGGCCUGCAGAAGAAUGAGUCGGCCCUUGUAGUGCCCCUGCAAAGGCCAGCAGAAGGGGUUCCUUGAAAUUGAUUGCAUUUCUAUAUCGUCUUGAACGGCUCCAACAAUACAUUUAGUUGAGUUUGAAAUUGAGGCUGAGAUAAUUUUAAUGUAUAUUUAGUCAAAUAAUGUAAAAAAUGAAAUAAAAAUUUUAUUGAUAAGUUAAAUUUAUUAAAUUAGAAUAUCGUUCAAUUUGCUUCAA
This is a messenger RNA of Hevea brasiliensis (rubber tree), 2336 nucleotides long. Its product is annotated as dol-P-Man:Man(6)GlcNAc(2)-PP-Dol alpha-1,2-mannosyltransferase. The record is from RefSeq and is a predicted model, not a curated record. Gene Ontology annotation, molecular function: alpha-1,2-mannosyltransferase activity. Lineage: Eukaryota; Viridiplantae; Streptophyta; Magnoliopsida; Malpighiales; Euphorbiaceae. Gene Ontology annotation, cellular component: endoplasmic reticulum membrane. Gene Ontology annotation, biological process: protein N-linked glycosylation. Bases 134 to 1843 code for a protein of 569 amino acids. The transcript has 10 exons.